Molecule: messenger RNA, 2056 nt
Organism: Coregonus clupeaformis (lake whitefish)
Lineage: Eukaryota; Metazoa; Chordata; Actinopteri; Salmoniformes; Salmonidae
Gene: traf6
Product: TNF receptor-associated factor 6
Exons: 8
Coding region: 90-1745 (551 amino acids)
Biological process (GO): interleukin-1-mediated signaling pathway; tumor necrosis factor-mediated signaling pathway; regulation of canonical NF-kappaB signal transduction
Cellular component (GO): plasma membrane signaling receptor complex
Molecular function (GO): tumor necrosis factor receptor binding; zinc ion binding; ubiquitin protein ligase activity
Source: RefSeq, a predicted model, not a curated record
CAGAGAAGAAGAAUAUGACGAAAGUGCAGGAAGUGGUUAGCUAGCUAAGAAGAGUCAGUCAAGAAAACCGAUGUACUUUCAAAGCUAAGAUGUCCUGCUUCGAGAGCGAGAAGAGCAGCCUGGAGAAUGAUGAAGCGUGUUGUGGUGGGGCGGCCGCGUCACAGCUGUCCAACUGUGCGCUGGCCAUGCUGGAGAAAGAGGGCAGCGACUCGGCGCUGAGCCCCACGGAGAGUACACCCACCAGCCUACAGGGCGGCGCCCCACUGCAAGGCUACGACGUGGAGUUCGACCCUCCGCUGGAGAGCAAGUACGAGUGCCCCAUCUGCCUCAUGGCCCUGAGGGCGGCCGUGCAGACGCCGUGCGGUCAUCGCUUCUGCCGCAGCUGCAUCGAGAAGUCCAUCCGUGAUACAGGGCAGAGGUGUCCAGUGGAUAACGAGGUACUACGGGAAGACCAGCUGUUCCCAGAUAACUUUGCCAAGCGGGAGAUACUCUCCCUAACGGUCCGCUGCACCAACGUAGGCUGCACUGACAAAAUGGAGCUUCGCCGCCUGGAUGGCCAUGUUACGAAGUGUGAGUUUGCCACCGUGCCGUGCCCGCUGUGCCAGGACGCGGUGUGGAAGAGCAAGCUGGAGGAGCACCAAAGCCAACACUGCCAGCGGAGACCUGUGUCCUGUCCCGACUGUGUGGAGAGCUUUGUUUACGAGGACAGCAAGCUUCAUGAGUCGCUGUGUCCCUUUGCCAACGUGGUUUGUCAGUACUGCGGUAUGGAGCUCAUCAGAGACCAGUUGGAGUCUCACUAUGACACAGAGUGUCCAAAGGCUCCGAUCGCCUGUACCUUCAGCACUUUUGGAUGUCGAGAGAUGAUGCAACGCAACGACUUGGCCCAGCACAUGCAGGAGUUCACUCAGAUGCACAUGCGCUGCAUGGCUGAGUACCUGCACAGCCACAGCCUUACCGGGUACACCCAGCCACCUUCUUCUGAGGACAGAGGGGCUGCCGCUGCGGAGCUGGGGGCACGCGUUGGCGCUAGCGGCGGUGGCGCCCCCUGCCAGUGCUGCGGGGAACUGCAGACCAUGCGGGAGACCACCCAGCAGCUGGAGGGCCGACUGGUGCGGCAGGACCACCAGCUACGUGAGCUGAGCGUUCAGGCAGGCCUGGUGGCGGAGCUGCGUCGUAAGGUCACCUCGCUGGAGGAGAACCUAAAGGAGCUGGAGGCCAAGCAGUGCCAAGGCGUGUACGUGUGGCCCCUGGAGGGCUUCUCGGCCUACCUGCGCACCCAGGCUGCCGGACAGCCCGUUGUGGUGCACAGCCCAGGCUUCUACACGGGCCGGCCGGGCUACAAGCUGUGCCUGCGCCUCCACCUCCAAACGCCCUCGGCCCAACGCUGCUCCAACUACAUCUCGCUUUUUGUUCACACCAUGCAGGGUGAAUUUGAUGGGCAGCUGCCGUGGCCCUUCCAAGGCACCAUCCGGCUGGCCGUACUGGACCAGGGGCCUGAGGCCCAGCACCAUGUGGAGGUGAUGGAGACCAAGCCCGACCUGCAGGCCUUCCAGAGGCCCACCAUCCAGAGGAACCCCAAGGGCUUUGGCUACGUCACUUUUCUGCACUUGGUCCAGCUGCAGCAGCGGGGGUUUGUGCACGAUGACACGCUGCUGGUGCGCUGCGAGGUGACGCCGCGCUUCGACAGCGCCCUAAGGCGCGAGGGGGCGGCCAUGCAGCCCAGAGGGCCCGAGGCCUCGCUGUGAGGACCCUUUUAACGUUCAAGCGACGAGGUCAAUCGCCACCAACAUUAUCAGUACAAAGUAUCAGUUUGCCAUUUUCCUGAGUUCUUGUAUCGCACAGACUCAUUGCAUUGGGUUCAGUCAUGACCAACAUCAUGGGAAAGUGUACUGCUCUGUUGUGGGUUUCAUUUCCAACUCCAAAAGGCUUUUCUUUGCUGUAGUUUUUGAGAGUGAUGGACUGGAUGUUGGUGCAACAAGUCGAGAGCUUGGGACUAUAAGGUUCUAUCUGCAUUUCUGUCAAAAUGUAGUUAUUGACAUAGCCUUGUUCUGUUUAA